AUAUAAUUAAGUUUAUAAAUAUAUAUUUAUAUAUAUUUGCAUAUUAUUGUAUUUAAGCAAAAGUAAAAAUAAUAAUUAAUUAAAAAGGAACUUUUAUUUUUGUAUAUUUAAUAAAAUUACGUUAUAUGAACGUCAAAUAAUUAUAUUAUAUAUAUAUUAAUAGAAAAGAAAAUUUGAAGUUGUUCACAAAAAAUAUAAACUCUACAUAAAAAUUGUUUUUAAAUAAUUUUUCCCCCAUGUCAUGGAUAUUACUUGACUUUUAAAAUAAAAAUUUAAUUGUUUUUUUAUUUUAAAAAAAUUAAGUAUAAGAAACAUGGGAGUGUACAAUAUUGGCAUUAGUAUUUAUUAUUAAAUAUGCUGAUAUCAGUAAAAACAGGGUAGAUAAAUAUACUAUUCCUUUAAAAGAUGAGUACUAGGGAAAUGUCAUAUAUGCGAAAAUAAAAGGAAAUAUGUACCAUUUUUUGGCCAAGUUUUUUAUAUGUAAACUCUUAUUAUGUGUAGUCCUAAAUCCUUAUAAUGGUACCCUUGCUAUAUAUCCUGAGAAUAAAACAAAUCAAGAUGGCUCGGUAGAACUCGAAACUCGGAAGGCGCAAUAUGCGCCUUCGCAAAAUAAAGUACGCUGGUCAAAGGAAUUUGAGAACUCUACAAAAUUAAAGAAGAAAUAUUCGAACAAUGAAGCAAAAAAAGUAAAAAAAGUUAAAAGAAAAGACGUACAGAAAAAACAACCACCACCACCACCACCCCCUGUAGACGCAUCGAAAGGGCAGCAGUCUGUGUUAAAUGAAUUAAAAGAAACAUUAUUGGUCAGACCACAGAUAAUUGAAACAAUGUUAAAAAAUUUAGAAGAAACUUUGCUAGAUAAUAAAUUAAUAGCAGAAUCCAAAUUAAACGAAGUAAAAGAAGUCCUAUCUGAUAGUGAUCAAAUGGAAAAAAAAAAUGUCCUAAAAGUGCUAAAGGAAAACUUGUUAAGCAACCCAUCCAUAAGAAAUUUAAUGUUAAAGGAAUUAGAAGACAUUCUGCUAGGAAAUGAAUUGAACACAGAAUUUAUUUUAAAUGUAUUAAAUAAAAAUAAGUUUAGUAAUAGAAUGGCGUAUUUGUCUUUGUUAAAUAUAUUUGGAAGAGUUAUAGUAUCUAAAAAAUUAAUGGAAGAAUCGAAGUUGAAAGAAUUAAAAGGAGUUUUGUUAGGCAACAACCCUAUAACAGAACCCCAAUUACAUGAUUUAAAAGUGUUGUUAGUUGAUAUAUUAUAUAAUAUUUCUAAUUCAAAUAAUAAAGUAGAAACAAAAACAGGGGAUAUCAUUAAUAAUGUUCCUGAAAUUGACGCGUAUUAUUUUUCACAAAGUUUUGAUUCUCCAACCAAUAUUGAUAUGAGGUACCCUAACAACUUAUUGCAAAAUGUUGGUUCUAUCAAAAAUAAUAACUAUGUGUCCAAGAGGGAAUCGUUCAAUAGAGAACAAUUUAUAAGGAAAAAUAAUCUAAAAAGGAGAGACAAUUUAUCUCUUAAACAUGGUUCCCUAAAGAAAAAAGAUUUGAACUAUAAAAAGAGUGUGUUGCAAAAAGAUGAUUUGGUAAAAGAGAAUAACCUGCUAAAACAGAAGUUCUUGAAAAAGGAGGAUUUUAUACAAUCGCGUAGAACAAUAAACCGAAAUAAUUUAAAACAAAAAGGGGACUCUACAGUGAGUGUUGAUAUGCGACACAAAAAGAAUUUAUUGCAAAAGGACAUUUCUGUUGAUAGGGAUAAUUUAAUCCAAAGAGAGUUCUUAAAGAAAGAUGAUUUUAUAAGGACAAGUAAUCUGAAAAGAAAAACAUUUUUUCCUCCAAAAUUUGAUGAUUCUGUAGAUGACACUCCAGCUAUAGACAGAAGGGAAAUAUUACAAAAAAAUCAUUUAAUAAAGAAAAUCGAUAUAAAAGAUAUUAAGAAAUCGACACCAAAGAGCGAUUCCUUGGAAAAAAUUGAUGUGGAAAUCAGCCCAAAGGACAAAUUACCAAAGAGUGAUUUGGCAGAUAAAAUUGAUAAAAAAAAAGUCGAGCAAAUCACGAAAAAGAAACAAUGGACUAUAGAAAUACAUAUGAGUCAAAAGAAGGAAAAAGAUGAAACAAAAACUAAAAAAAAAAAGAAAACUACUACUAUCAGCACGCAUAUGUGUGAGAAGACCAAGAAAAGUGAACUAAUAGACAUUGAUGAUUCUAAAAGUAAAGAUGAUAAAAUAGGAGAAGAAAAAGUCGCAAAGGGGAAAAAAUUCAUUGUAGAUAUACAUAUGGACAAAAAGAAGAAGAAAAAACCAAUAAUAAAAAGAAAACCAUUGGUGAUUGAAGCGAUUAUGGAGAAUGUGUUUCCAAAGAAGGAUCUUGAAAUGUUAAGAAAAUUAUAUGGCUCUAAUGUAAUUGAUGUGGACGUCAGAGAUUCCGUAUACCAAGCGACAGAAGAAGCACUUUUCGAAAGUGUUCUUGCAAACGUUAGAAAAAAACCUAGUAGAAAAGUUCAAAUUUUACGAAAAGUGGGUAUUUAUGGAGUAGCGCCACUACUUGCUAUAGGAGCAAUAAUAGGCUUUUCAAUAGGAUAUGUGGAAGUAAUGAAGGUACAUCUUGUGUGGGACUCUCUAGCUGUAGGUGUUCAAAAAUCUGUAGAUGUGAUUGUAGAUAAAGCACCUGUAAUUGUAUCUGAAAUUGGAAAGUGUGCGUCUGAUACAAUGAAUGCAGCAACGACUAGUAAUUCUAUUUGGGGUUUAGUGGUGUCGGCCGUAUUUAAUGUUGCGCAAUGCGUAACAAAUACUUUCGUAGAAACGACAACUACCGUUAUCAAUGCCGCACUUGAAGGUGCUACUGCAGGUACUGCAUAUGGUACAGCAUACGGUGUAAUGCAAUCAAUGUUCCCAUCAUUUAUAGCUCUUGGAGUCGCAGUCCUUAUUUAUAUUAUAUAUAGAAUAAUCGUAUACCUAGAUAAAAAAGGCAAAUUGGAAUGGUAUCAUAGAUAUGAAAGGAGAUUUAUAAAAAAUAUAAAGAAGAAAUAUAAUAAAUUUAGGAUGGCUAUAAAAAAAAAAUAG
Plasmodium vivax (malaria parasite P. vivax) is the source of this 3044-nucleotide messenger RNA. RefSeq lists its product as hypothetical. NCBI's taxonomy places the organism in Eukaryota, Apicomplexa, Aconoidasida, Haemosporida, Plasmodiidae. The coding region runs from base 450 to 3044 and encodes 864 amino acids. The transcript has 2 exons. The record is from RefSeq and is a predicted model, not a curated record.